UUUCUUACUGUGCAUUUGUUUCUGCAUUGUAAUGGUAAUGGGAACUGUUAUUAAGUUUUCGUGUUCCUUUUUAUGUGGAUUGCGAACAUUUUUAUCUCCAAACUUGAAUCAGUUUAUCUCACGAUCGAGAAUUACCGCCAUUAAUACAUCAUUUGACGCUUUUCGGGGACUGUCGACAGCUCGUCAACAAGCCGUAGAAAUGACCGGCGAUCCAGGAAUUAGCAACGUUGUUAAGUGGAGUAAAGACAGCGCGAAAGAAAACGAGGUGAUACAGCGGGCCGUCAACGCUUUACAGAAAGGAAAACUGAUUGCUGUUCCUACCGAUACGAUUUACGGGAUUGCCGGUCUCGCUCAGAAUUCGUGUGCCGUUAGUCAGAUCUAUAAAGUUAAAGGACGAGAUCCUUCGAAGCCCAUUGCAAUCUGCGUGGACUGCGUCGAAGCCGUCAGCAGGUGGGCCAAAACGGAUAUGCUUCCGGAAAAAUUCCUUAACAGUUUUUUCCCUGGUCCCGUGACCGGUGUUUUCGAAAGACAACCGUCCCUGAAUCCUGAAUUGAAUCCCGAAACCAGUAUUAUUGGAGUGCGCAUUCCUGAUCAUUCCUUUAUUCGACGGUUGGCGGAAGCCUGUGGUGAACCGAUUGCGCUGACCAGUGCGAAUAAAAGCGGCGGCGAAAGCUCACUGAUUAUUGAAGAAUUCAAGUACUUAUGGCCGCAUCUGGAUUUGGUCGUAGAUGCCGGUUGUUUAGCUCCAGACACGAUAUCCAAACAGACCGCACGAUUAGGUUCUACCGUGGUUGAUCUGAGUAAACCUGGAUUCUUUCGCAUCAUUAGGCCGGGCAGCGCAUACGACACCACCGUUCGUCUGCUACAGUUAUAUGGAGUAAAAGAAUUCAAAGAUUAUGAAUGAAUCAGAUCGCUUGAUUUUGGAAAGGUUCAUUGAUGCACAAAUUAGAAGGAACAGUUAACGAAGAUCCAUGCCCCAUCCGCCCAAAAAACAGGCAGUGCCUGGGCAGUUCGAAUCUUUUAGAAAUGGAGAAACAAACAAGAUCAUUAUCGUUCGGGCUCCAGAUUUCCUUCGUUACUAACGAGAUCGUCUUCGCCAAACUUGCUCUUGUAGGCAGCCUCCUUUGCCGGCUGGGCGAGCUAAAAAAGUUUGGGUACGUUAAAACGAAAAAACAAACUACUACCAAGUGUUACCAACAAUUAUUACGACCACUGAAGUGUACACUGUAACACACUGCGCAAGGUUAUUUUUGAAAAAAAAAUCGUACAUUUUGAAAAUUCAACUAAUUCAACCGACAUUUUAGAAAUAAAAACUUUCGAGCAAAUCCAUUUUUCGCUUAUUGGCUUACAGCAUUAUGGAUAUAACAAUCGCACGCGAAGCACCAAACUGACAAAUCUGCCACGCUGAGAGCUAUAGUAUGGCCGCUGGUUUCGUUGUGGUCUUUCAUAUGGCCAUUAACGUAGCGGCUACAAAACACCUGUGGAAUAAAAUUCGGUCAAAUCUUGGACUGCCCCACGAGAAUCUCUUCAAUUUACUUACGAGUAACAAAAAGUACCGAGAAAAUCAGAACAGAAAGAAAAAUAUAUUUUUGCUUAAGUAAAAAUUCGAAACGUUAUCGAGUAAGAGUGUACGGCACUGUGAAGUGUGAACAAUCGGCAAACCGCCAUACUGUUUGAACUGUACACUGUACAGCGUGCGCGCACCUUGUAGCAGUGAAGACAAACCCAGUUCUCCCGCGCAUCUUCACAAACAGAGCAGUUUGCUGCCGCAUCUAUCCCGGCAUCGGAAACUGGCUUUAUGUUUCCUUCCAAGUGUUCGCACCACGGUUUUGGAAUUACUCCGUAAAAUUUUAUCUGACGAUGAAAACAUGAGAGUAAUAAGUCUCGCCUAAGUAUAAUCAGUUUGAAGUGGCUUGCCGCUUAUCAUAAGCCAUUAGGACGACAGCAUGAUUGCUGAUUCAUUUAUAAUAUAACAAGAGCUCGAAUUUGAACUCAACAUCUGCGGUGAUACCAAUACCAUGUAAAUAAGGUAGAAUUUACGAAUAGUAAAACUGUAAAAUGCAGUAGAUACUAAGAAAAAAGCAGAACUACCUGGUCAGAAUCUGUGGAACCCGGGUCGCCUCCAUUGCUACUUGAUGCCCCCUGUUCAGCUUGCAUGUCAGAAAUAAAUAUGUAACCUAGGCCGACUAAACUGCUCUGUGGCGCUCGGCUCGUUGCCCUACGAAAAAAAGACGGAGGCCUGCGCCCAAUCGCCGUCGGAAACGUAUACCGUCGCAUUGCUGCCAAGGCGGUGGAUACCCGAAUUCGAUCUGUAACAUCGGAGAUCCUUCGACCACAUCAGCUCGGUUCCGGGGUAAAGAAGGGUGUUGAAGGAAUUAUCCACGCAGCACGAGACUUUUUGCUUCAGUACAGCAGUGGCGUUAAAGCACUUCUCAAAAUUGAUUUUACGAACGCCUUCAAUUGCGUGUCCCGGGAGGAAGUAUUACGGAUAACAGCCGAAGUCAUCCCGGAAUAUUACGCCUUUGUGAAAAUGUGUUACGGGACACAUUCCUCCCUGUUUCUAGAAGAAACGGUUAUUUCCUCCCAGUCCGGCGUGCAGCAAGGCGAUCCUCUCGGGCCCGUUUUGUUUUGUUUGGUUCUGCAGUUCAUCGUCAACAAACUUAAUGCCUACCUGAACGCGUGGUACAUGGACGAUGGGACAUUAGGAGGGACACCGUUAGAAGUGAUCCGUAACUUCCAGCUGCUGAUUCUGGAAGCUAAAAAAAUCGGCCUGGAAGUCAACAUUGCGAAGUGCGAAGUGUUCUUUUGCGGGGGCAGUGAAACACAGCGCACAUCAGCCGCUAACGAUUUCUGCAGCUUAUUUCCUGGAAUCGCUGUAGUAACAGCCGAUAAAUUAACCUUACUCGGAUCCCCUCUUCUACCAGCCGCCGUAAUUCCGAUGAUCAAUGAGAAAAUCAGCCAGUUGGAAAUUAUGAGCGGCCGCUUGCAGCUAAUCCCUAAACACCAGGCGCUAUUCCUGUUGAAAAAUUGCCUUGGAGUGCCGAAAAUAGUGCAUAUCCUACGCACCUCUCUCGCAUGGAUGUUCCCACAAGAGCUGUACAGACUGGACCAGGUAUUUCGCGAGGCUGUGGAGACGAUUACCAACGUAAAGAUGGACCACCCAACAUGGCUCCAGGCAUCCCUUCCAGUUCGUUUCGGGGGUUUGGGGAUCAGGCGCACUGAGAAGCUAGCUCCUUCUGCCUACCUGGCAUCGGCUUCCUCGCUGCGACCACUGAUUUCCAGACUUUGUCCCACACUGAAGGAAACGGAUGUCAUCACAGCCACGCGCGCCUGGAAGUUAGAAGCUGACACCGACGAACUUCCACCGGAAGCUUUCCGCCACGUCCAGAAAGCAUGGGACACUCUCACAACCCUGCAGGCUUUUUCAAGACUUACCGCACUACGGACAUCCCAGGAGGAAGUUGCCCAUCUAAAGGCGGUAUCAGUCCCGGAAGCAGGCGUGUGGAUCCAUGCAUUGCCGGCAGCCUGCCUCGGUAAUCUGUUAGAUGACAACGCUUUUCGCAUAAGUGUCGCACUGCGUCUGGGAGCUCCGAUCGUCACUCCACACGUAUGCGUUUGUGGUGGGCUGGUCGACGAGUUCGGCCGGCACGGACUUCGUUGUAAGCGAUCUGCCGGGAGAUUGCCACGACACGACGGAAUCAGCGCGGAAUUCACUCGGGGCCUGAAAUCAGCUGGCUUUCCUUCGAGAAUGGAACCAAAAGGUCUAUCCCUGAAAGAUAAGAAAAGGCCGGAUGUGAUCACCCUCAUUCCGUGGAAGCGCGGAAAACCGCUGGCAGUGGAUGUGACCUGCGUGGACACGCUGGCGGCCUCGUACAUCGAACGCACUUCCGUGAACGCCGGCGCAGCAGCCGAACUUGCUGAAAGAAAGAAACUAGCGAAACACGCUUGGAUGCAAACAAGAUACGAUUUCGUUGCUGCAGCCUUCGAAAUUUAUGGACCUUUUGGAGACGGUACUAAAAAGCUAGUAGAAACGGUUGGAAACGGUAUAGCGACUUCAACUGGCCAAAAGCGGGCGAAAGAGUUUUUUAAACAGCGAAUAUCUAUGCAAAUACAGCGGGGAAACGCGAUUUGUGUAAUGGGUACGAUCCCCGAUCAGGAUAGCAUAGAGGAAGUGUUUCUUUUGUAAACGCUGUUUUGUUUUGUUCUGGUGCAUAGUUUGUACUCGUACCAUGAUACUUAUUAAAGGUUCAUGUGCAGUAA
Messenger RNA from Paramacrobiotus metropolitanus, 4260 nucleotides. Its product is annotated as threonylcarbamoyl-AMP synthase-like. Gene Ontology annotation, cellular component: cytoplasm. Lineage: Eukaryota; Metazoa; Tardigrada; Eutardigrada; Parachela; Macrobiotidae. Bases 32 to 904 code for a protein of 290 amino acids. The record is from RefSeq and is a predicted model, not a curated record. The transcript is spliced from 5 exons. Gene Ontology annotation, molecular function: nucleotidyltransferase activity; tRNA binding; double-stranded RNA binding. Gene Ontology annotation, biological process: regulation of translational fidelity.